CUGAUAAACACUUCUGAUAACAGUCCGCCUUGCACCGCCGUGGAAUACUGUGCCCUAGUUGUGAAAUGUUAAUAUAUUUUUAGUGUUGGUGUAAAUGCAAAUGUUAUAGUUAUGGCCUAUCCUAUGUAUGAAGUGGAUUGGAGUGUAUUACCGCCAGAACAAAACAGAAGGUUUAACCCGGCGUUUAAUAUUGCUACCAUAAAGCAAGUGGUAAAUGAGGCCAUAGAAAGAGUCGCGCCGGUUUCAGUGCGGAUGCCCACUCCCACUCGGCUGCGGGACCUCAUCCGUCAGAUCAGGGCCGCCAGGACCGCGGCCGAAGAGCGAAGCGUCGUCAACAAGGAGUGCGCGUAUAUCAGGUCCACCUUCAGGGAAGAGGACAGCGUUUGGAGAUGCCGGAACAUCGCAAAGCUCCUAUACAUCCACAUGCUGGGCUACCCGGCCCACUUUGGGCAGCUGGAGUGUUUGAAACUGAUCGCCAGUCCGCGGUUCACCGACAAGCGAGUGGGAUACCUAGGCGCCAUGCUGCUGUUGGAUGAACGCCAGGAUGUGCACCUGCUCAUCACCAACAGUUUGAAGAAUGACCUCAACAGCAACACUCAAUUCGUAGUGGGUCUAGCGUUAUGCACGCUAGGCGCCAUUGCGUCUCCAGAAAUGGCGCGAGACCUGGCAUCCGAAGUAGAGAGACUGAUCAAGUCUCCGAACGCUUACAUCAAGAAGAAGGCAGCAUUGUGCGCCUUCCGCAUCAUCAGGCGGGUGCCGGAUCUAAUGGAGAUGUUCUUACCGGCUACGAGAAGUCUGCUGACGGAGAAGAACCAUGGUGUUCUUAUCACUGGCGUUACGCUCAUCACUGAGAUGUGUGAAAACAGCCCAGACACACUCAACCACUUCAAAAAGAUUGUCCCGAACUUGGUGAGGAUAUUGAAGAACCUGAUUUUGGCGGGGUAUUCGCCCGAGCAUGACGUCAGCGGUGUGUCGGAUCCCUUCCUACAGGUGAAAAUCCUGCGCCUCCUCCGGAUACUGGGCAAAAACGACGCCGAAGCGUCGGAGGCUAUGAACGACAUCCUCGCCCAAGUUGCCACCAAUACGGAGACCACCAAAAACGUUGGCAACACCAUCCUCUACGAGACAGUCCUGUCUAUAAUGGACAUCAAAUCCGAGAGCAGUCUUAGAGUGCUUGCUGUGAAUAUUUUGGGAAGAUUCUUGUUGAAUAAUGACAAGAAUAUCAGAUACGUCGCCCUGAAUACUCUGCUGAGGACAGUGCAUGUGGAUACGUCAGCUGUGCAAAGGCAUCGGACGACGAUACUAGAGUGUUUGAAGGAUCCCGACGUAUCUAUCCGAAGACGCGCGAUGGAGCUAUCCUUCGCGCUGAUCAACGGUCAGAACAUCCGCAGCAUGAUGAAGGAACUGCUUCUGUUCCUGGAGCGCUCGGAGCCCGAGUUCAAGGCGCACUGCUCCAGCGCCAUGGUGCUGGCCGCCGAGCGCCACGCGCCCAGCAACAAGUGGCACCUGGACGCGCUGUGCAAGGUGUUCCUCAAGGCGGGAAACUACCUUCGCGACGACACGGUGUCCAGUACCAUCCAGAUCAUUUCGUCGUCGCCAGCGGAGCGUCAGGCCUACGCCGCCAUGCGUCUCUGGACUUCCCUCGAGCGCUCCGCUGUCUCAGGAGAUGCCACUGAGAAGCAGCCUUUGGUGCAGGUCGCAGCGUGGACGAUCGGAGAGUACGGAGAUUUAUUAGUAUCAGAAGCGAGUAAUGCAAUUUCGAUGGUAGAUGAAGAUGGUGUUGACGACUUCACGCGGCCGUCCGAGGAAUACGUCAUCGACGUGUACCAGAAGCUUCUCUGGUGCACGCAGCUGUCCAUCACCACCAAGGAGUACCUGCUGCUGUCGCUCGCCAAGCUGUCCACCAGGUUCACCACGCAGCCCAGCCAAGACAAAAUACGAGUGAUCAUUGACACAUUCGGAUCUCACAUCCACAUCGAGUUGCAGCAACGAGGAGUGGAGCUUUCGCAGUUAUACAGACAAUACGCGCACCUGCGGCCGGCUUUGCUCGAGCGUAUGCCGGCGCUGGAGGCGCCGCCCGAGCGCCGCGACGCCGACGCCGAGCCCGAGCCCGCCGCCAGCCCCGACCACCACAAGCCCGAGCAGGACGCACUCCUGGACCUGAUCAUCGGCUCGGACCCGCUGACCAACGGCGACGUGGAGCCCGCACCCGUGCCCGCAAAUAACAACACCUCCAGCAACGACAUCCUGGAUCUGCUAAGUGGGUUGGACUUGUCUGCGCCGGCGCCUACUGUCAACAACAACCUGCCGCCUUCUAGCAUGCUGCUGGACGGACUGUUCGCCAGUACCCCCGCCGUGGAUGCCGCGCCGCAAGCUGCGCUGCCAACAGUAACCGCGCUCGACAAGGGCGGGCUUCGCGUGGAACUAGCGUGCGCACGCGGCUCCGAGGGCGUGACGCUGACCAUGCGAGCCGCCUCCACGCGCACGCUCACCGACUUCCUGUUCCAGGCCGCCGUGCCCAGGGCAUUCCGUUUGGAUAUGAUGUCGCCAUCGGGCACAGUUUUGUCGCCGCUCGGUGAAAUCACGCAGGUCCUCAAAAUAGCUAAUCCAACAAGGGCACCCCUCAGACUGCGGAUACGCGUGUCGUACAACGUCGACGGCAGCCCGGUGCUGGAGCAAGCGGAGGUCAGCAAUUUCCCGGCGGAGCUGUUCAACUGACGCGCGGCCCGCCCGCCCGCCUACGGCCUGUAGGCGGCCCCCCGCGGCCCGGAGGAGGCCCCCCGCGGCCUUUUGGCGGCCCCCCGCGGCCUGGAGGAGGCCCCCCGCGGCGACGGACCGAGUGAACAGUGCAGUGUUGCCAGUGAUGUGUCGCGCCCGUGAAAAUAUAGAUGACCUACGCUGAACGUCCCACCAAACUCAAUGACAGGGGGGCGCUACCAUCGUUCAACUAUAUGGUUCCCAACAUGGCAAAAAUCGACACCAGCGAUCCGGUAUCGACGGUGGCGGCCCACUGUCAAUGUCAUGGAUAGGACAGUUCAGUAUUUUGGAACUAUACGUCAUAAUCUACAUUUAUUUAUUAUCUGUAUCAUCACUACACAGAUUAUGUCACGCCACAGAUUAAUAAAGUUUUUAAAUCUAGCAAUACAAAACCAAGUUUGGUGUCAGGAUUGUGACUCAUUUUCAGGGCAACAUGGUAUGCAAUACUAAUGUCUAAUAUGAACGGAACAUCGCGUCAAUUCUAAAAGCUGUAGUUUUAUUUGAGGAGUGUUUUCUUGUAACUCGCAAUUCACAGUUUGUUUUAAGAUGGCUUCUUUGAGAGGUUGAGCGCAACGAGAGAUUCUUUUGCUAUAUGUGAUAUUGACUUAGCAAUACAAAGAUACAGCAGGUUUAAAAUAGUGAUCCAAUAUUUUUCAGAAUGAUCUACUUGAUGUUUGGCUAAUUUUCUCUAAGACUGACAACUCGGUAUAACUUUGGUCUAAUAUGUGAUUUACAAACGCUCACGGCUGCCACAGCUUUUGGCUAUAACGUCUACUUAUUGAGAUUUCUAAAACAUUCCACUAAUUUAAUAAAUUUUGUUUCGGCACAUCUUUGAUGGAGCGAUAGUUGAUAAAUUACAUAUGAAUUUUAAAUAUCACCUAAUAUUUACCGCAUGUGUUUUAUUUUUAACUCUAAUUUCUUGAAUCUUAUUUCAGUAUUUUUCUUAAAUUUUUGUGAUAGUCUUUUCCCAGUUUUAAAGCUGAAUGUAAAAUACCUGUCUUGGCAGCUUGUAAAAUAUGUCCAAUCAUUUUCUUUUAUCAAUUAUUCUUGUAACCAGAGUGUACAUAAAGUUUUAUAGCCACUAGACAUCUUUGUAUUUACUCAAAAUUAUUUCUAAAGUUGUCGGACGUCGUAACAUCGGAAAAAAACUAGCUAGGCCGUCGCAUCGCGAGCCGAUGCGAUGUGUACAUUAAAGAAAUUGUGACUGUAUUAUAAUGGUAUAUAGGAAGAUGUAAAGAAUAUGGUAUGUACUUAAUAUGAAUACACUAUUAUUAUUGUUUGUGUGAUAAAGCACUAGAUUAAAUGAGUGUCGAAAGAUACCUUGCUGUAAAAAAUAGUCAUUGAAUUGGAAUAUUUCUCCUCACCUGCCUUGUUGAAUUGACAAGCAAUUAAUAACGUCGACGUGCCUGUUUUUCAACUCAGUGCAGAGAAUAUUUUAUUUAUUUGAAUCAAUGUGUUGUUUAAUGUAAACUAGUUUGUAGCAAAACGUUAUUCCCAUGCAUUUGGUUAAGUAUAGUUAUUUGUGUAUGAGAUUUGUUAAUUGCUUCAAAUGCUAGUAUUUGUAGUUUAGAACUAUUCAUUUAUAAGUCAUUGAAAAUUUGAUAUAUUGCAAAAAGUGUAAAUAAAUAAGGCAUACAUCUCUCAUGAAAUAGGUAUACAAUGUGGUUAACCCUAACCCUUCAUCCCGAUUUUAAUGAUUUGGGACAUUUUAACACUUAGUGCUUAGUUCUUAUUUUAUUUUAUCUUAUUUAUGUUGUAGGUUACUAACCCGCACUGUUUAUGAAAUAUUAGAAACGUAUAAAUUAGACCCACUGAAGGAGUAGUUGACGCACGCCCCUAGUUUUAUACAAACUUUACGACCACAUUUGUGUAAUCAUGGAUAUAUAUUUUGUUUUCCAUUAUGUAAAGAGAGCUUGGCAAGAUAUAUCGUAAUUUGGUGCUUGUUUUAUUAUAAAAUAUCUGAUUGAAUAGAAGGCCCUCCACAUGUUAUGUGAGAUGUUAUGAUUUU
Molecule: messenger RNA, 4765 nt
Organism: Ostrinia furnacalis (Asian corn borer)
Lineage: Eukaryota; Metazoa; Arthropoda; Insecta; Lepidoptera; Crambidae
Gene: AP-1gamma
Product: adaptor protein complex 1, gamma subunit
Exons: 19
Coding region: 112-2718 (868 amino acids)
Biological process (GO): vesicle-mediated transport; intracellular protein transport
Cellular component (GO): AP-1 adaptor complex; membrane coat; Golgi apparatus
Source: RefSeq, a predicted model, not a curated record